UUGAAUAAUCAGUGUUACGAAUGUUGCAUUACAGACACUUUAAAAUUGAUGAUCAUAUAAUAAUGAUUCAUUUUAAAUUUAUAAACGACAUCAAGGCUCAAGCAUAUCGUGUUUUGCUUUUCAGAUAUAGAGCUAACUCGCCGCGUGCAUACCCCAGUAGGCUGAUAUGUUUUUAUGUAGGAAAAGAAAAUCUCAGAGACUUGAAUUUAAAGAAAUGGAAGUUAAAAAGAUGGACACUAUACAGUAUGGUCCACUGGGAUAUUUUGAUUUAAUCCCUGUAGAAGUCAUCUUUAAAAUAUUUGGAGUGAUGUCAGUGGAAGAUCUAAGCUUGUUAAUAAUCACAUCAAAAGCAAUGCGGAACCUAGCAGAACUGUACAGAAUGACACAGGAGUCAAUCAAUAGGCUAUCCAUUCCUAGGGAGAGUAUAGAUAUCACACACUCGCAGGAGUAUUACGUCAAACAUUUCCGGAGUUUAGGUCUUCUCAUGAAGCGAUCCACGUGUCUCUACAGCACGAGAGAUAGACUCAAAACGUGUGAAAUAUUUCUAAGGAGGCUCGACCAGAUUCGGCUGGAGGUGUGCAGCAGACAUGGCAAGGGCGCGGGUCUCUUCUGCUAUGGCAAGUUCAUCAGCACCAUGCUGACGGGCUGGGAUGACCACGAGUGCCAGCGCGCGUUCCGAUCCAUCCAGGUCUCGUCCGACCUCGUCAAGAACAUGGACAUCACGCUCAAGUCCUCGUACGGGCAGUUCCCGCGGACAGAGAUGAACCUACGGCUGUUCCUGCGCAAGGUGUUCCUCGACCAGUACGAGAAGCAGGCGGACCGCGCGUUCUGGCUCAGCCUCAUGCUCAAGCCGUGGCCCAUAGUGAACCAGGCAAAGCUGCUCUACCUUCUCUAUGGUCCCGUCUGCAACGAGGAGGUGAUGUGGGACGUACUGAGCUUCAACACGCCGGCGACGCUCGACCAGUCGACGCGUUACCUGCACGCGCUCGCCGAAGCCAUUCGCACGAUGCACACGCACAACAAGCAGUGGAGCGAGGAUGACGUCAUCAGCAUCGUGGACGAGCUAACGAGUACGUGCAUGGAGUGGCUGGCGGAGAACCUUGCUAACCUGCUGCUGUUCUGCGGCACGACGAUCACGGUCAAGUUCAUGGGCAGCAAGGCCAUCAACGGCCGCAUGUGCGAGCUGGGAAACCUCGUGGCUUCAUUCUGCGUGGUGAUCACAAAGUUCCGCUACUCGACGUCGUGGCUCGUUAACGUCAUCCAGCAGGUGCUGGCCAUCAUCGACAGCCCCAAGGAACGCGUCAACUUCCUCAACCACAUCAGCACCACCUUCAAGGACGUGCUGGCAGAGGUCGCUGAGAUCAGAGACGAUAGCCAGGGCGAGUCGGACUUCAUGCUAGUUCUAGAUGCACAGGUGGAAUUCAGCAAGGAGAUCCUCAGCCUUGCCUUCAAGAACAUGAUAGCCCAGUAGCGUGCCACGUACUGCCUGCAGGUCACCACUUGACAACCACAGUGUGCCAAAUGCUGCUCGCGUGUGGCAA
This is a messenger RNA of Priapulus caudatus, 1541 nucleotides long. RefSeq names its product F-box only protein 47-like. The transcript is spliced from 9 exons. Gene Ontology annotation, molecular function: protein binding. The coding region runs from base 167 to 1471 and encodes 434 amino acids. The record is from RefSeq and is a predicted model, not a curated record. NCBI's taxonomy places the organism in Eukaryota, Metazoa, Priapulida, Priapulimorpha, Priapulimorphida, Priapulidae.